Messenger RNA from Syngnathus acus (greater pipefish), 2403 nucleotides. It is a transcript of the gene dolk, whose product is annotated as dolichol kinase. The transcript is spliced from 2 exons. Gene Ontology annotation, biological process: dolichyl monophosphate biosynthetic process. The coding region runs from base 226 to 1803 and encodes 525 amino acids. Gene Ontology annotation, cellular component: endoplasmic reticulum membrane. Gene Ontology annotation, molecular function: dolichol kinase activity. NCBI's taxonomy places the organism in Eukaryota, Metazoa, Chordata, Actinopteri, Syngnathiformes, Syngnathidae. The record is from RefSeq and is a predicted model, not a curated record.
GGAAAGUGGGGCUACCACGUGACCCGGCUAUCGAAACAUGGCGGCCUCCUACUGGCUGGGAGACGAACGUUCUCUGACAAAGGGAAGACACCCUUCCAUUCGCCUCGUCCGUAUGACAACACAAUAACGCAUCAACCGCUUUUAGAGUGAGCCGUGGGCCAAAUGAAGAAGUGACAGCCGGCGGCCUUUGUCGAUCGCAAGCCCGCCUGCCCAUCUGCAGCCACGAUGCCACACGUCGACCCGGUUCUGGUGGAGUCAGCCGUGGUGUCGGCGGUGGUUCUUUGCGUCCACACCGCGCUGUGGAACCAGCACUCGUGGUGCGCCGUGGCCUUGCUCAUCCAGGCCUUCUACGUGCAGCACAAGUGGGACCGCUUGCUAAAGUCGGGCGGCGCCGUUUUCCAGUUCCGCCCCGCAGCCAACAGCGGCAUCGUCCCGGCCUCCAUGGUGAUGCCGCUCUUGGGUCUGGUGCUGCGGGCCAAAUGCGCAUCAGCGGGCAGCGUCCACUUGGAGCGCUUCACCAUGGUGGUGACAGUGAGCGGCAUGGUCCUGGCGCUCUUCCUGUCGCUGAUCGCGCUGGGCGUCACCAGACCGGUGCCCGUCAACACCUGCGUGGUGGCCGGCCUCUCGGCCAGCGCCAUUUUGUACACCGCCAAGCAGACCCUGACGGUGUCGGAGGUGAUCGAAGUGCUGGAGGUGCUGCUGAUCUUCGUCUACCUCAGCCUCAUUGUGCUGUACCUGCUGCCUCGCUGCUUCACGCCCGGCGAGGCGCUCCUGGUGGUGGGCGGCGUCAGCCUGGUGGUCAACCAGCUCAUCAAGCGCUCGCUGAGCUGGGCCGAGGCCAAGGGGGCCGAUCCGGUCCACUACCUGCUGCCCGUGCUGGUGGUGGGCUCGCUGCUGCUGGGCGUGGUCUUUGCGCUGCUCUUCUGCUUCAUGGAGUCGGAGACGUGGGUGUCGUCGCUCUUCUUCCACACCAUGACGGCCGUGCUGGGCCUGGGCAUCCUCAUGCCGUGGCUGUCGCUCUUCAUCGGGCGCCAUCCCAUCAUGUGGUUGUGGGACUUUAUCACCUUCAACCGCCGCCGCCUGGGACUCGUGGCCUACUGGGCGGCGCUGUGCUUGGCCGCCACCGGCGUGGUACUGCACCAGAACUACCAGCGCCGCGCCGGCUCCAAGAAGCACCGGGCCUCCACGGUGGUGCGCAAGUACUUCCACGUCCUCGUGGUGGCCACCUUCGUCCCGGGGCUCCUCUACGACAGCCAGCUGCUGCACGUGGCGUCGGCGGGCUGCCUGGCCGUCUUCCUCUUCCUGGAGUACGUGCGCUACUUCCGGAUUAAGCCGCUGGGCCGCCCUCUUCGCCAGAUGCUCACCUUGUUCCUGGACGAACGUGACUCGGGCCCGCUUAUCCUCACCCACAUCUACCUCCUGCUGGGCAUGGCGCUGCCCAUCUGGAUCUUCCCAGGGGCCUGCGCGCCCAAGGGGACGCUCCCCGGGGCCGGCGGCUUGGUGCCCUACGCCGGCGUGCUGGCGGUGGGCAUCGGCGACACGGCGGCGUCGGUGUUGGGAAGCGCCGUGGGCGAGAUCCGAUGGCCGGGCACCAAGAAGACCAUGGAGGGCACGGCCACGUCCGUAUUGGCCCAGAUUGUCGGCGUGGCCUUGCUGCUGAUUUUCGACGUGGGCGUCAACCUCAACGGCGCCUACUCCUGGAUCCUGAGCUCAGUGGCGCUGGUGGCCAUGCUGGAAGCGUACACCUCGCAGAUCGACAACCUGCUGUUGCCGCUCUAUCUGCUCAUCCUGCUCACGCUCUGACAGGACGACAAGAGCGGCGGGCGAGGAACGGCGCAAAAGACGCAGACGGCAAAACCCAAACCGGAACGAGCGCAAGGCUGUUGACGUGCCUACGGAUCGCCUUGGAAAACAUUUUCAAAGUUAGGGGUAUGACGCUUUGGGUUGAAAUUUCAGAAUGAAACGAAAUGAUGAAAUGAAACGUUAUGCAUCGUUUGAACCUUGAUUCGAAAGGUCCCUAACCAACCAUUCAAUGAAAAUAUAUUGUACAAAUACAAUAUUUUAAAAAAACGAUCCGUUCUUACUUGCAUACAACUGAACUGUACAUUCUCUCGAGGGGGCCCGCAUACCGCAUGACAGCGUUCCUCGUAUUUGCAAUUUGUGCAUUUUUUAGGGGGGAGAGGGGGAGAACCUGUUAUUUUUGCCAAUAAUACAUCCCUGAGAUUGAAUAAGAAGUCAUUAAUUAUUGUUAAAUAAAGUGAAACAGAAAAAGCAAAAAUGAAUGCCCGUCUAAGCAAUUAUUUUUGACGAGGCUAUGCACAAAUCAUGCAACAAAGUUCGUUUUUCAGUCAAGGAUGGAUGAAAAGUUCUCCAAAUAUGACGUAUGAACAAAUUGGCAAAUUA